ACCUGGAACGUAAACAACUGUAGAACAAGAAAUUAGCCGCUAACAUCCUAGCAUAUGUUCCAUCGAUUGAGGAAAUGGCGACGAUCGCAGCUGUUUAUACCCUAUCGUUUUGAUAUUUACCCCUAUAAUACUAAAUGUAAUCCAAGUAGAUACGCUCCGUCCAUCAUAUAACGAAUAGGUUUAGACAUGAACGCUCUUGUUGGAUACAGCGGCUCAUCAGAGUCCGACAGUGAUGGAGACUCAGAGAAUGUAAACAGUGAUCAAGGAGGCACGAGAACGGAUCUCAUUGAUGGGGACCCACCGGACAAGAAGACCCGUAACUUCUUGCUGGAGACUGGUUCUGCCACCAGUGAGUCUGAUGAAUCUGACCACGGUGACCCGGAGCCUUACAAGUCAAUCAAUUCAAGUAGAAGUCAGACCAGCUUGCCUACUGCCUCCUCCACGACCAGCCCUCACAAACUGCCGCCUCCUAGUCUGCAAGGCUGUUCAGAAAGCAGCGUGUUCGCCAACCCAUUCAAAGCUCAGGCCGAGCGGAAGCUCAGUGCCUUGCAGAAACAUGUCCCGCUCACAAUGCAGGCCAAGCCCUCUCAGAUUGGAGGGAAGAGGAUAUGCGUUUCCUACAGGAAAAGUGGAAGAUGUAGAUUUGGCAUCAAGUGCAAAUUUGCACAUGAUAGUGACCUCCAGACUGCAGUAAUUCCCAAUGACUCUCAUGCAACUCUGAGUGAUAAGGGGGAAGUUGGGUCACGCACAGGCAGCUCCCGUAAACCCCCGAAACAGGCCGUGCAGGAUGAAUCAGAAGGCCAGUGGGUGAAGAAGCGGAGGAUUGGUGUAAGCGACACGCUGAUGCCUCCGAAGAAAGCCAUGAAGCAGUACAACAUGCUGAGGAGCAAAGAACGCCACAACAUGUAAUGAUCAUGUAAACAUUAGCUGUCACACUGGUUAUAAGUGGCUAAUUCUCAUCUGGACAACUAAUAAAACAAUGAAUUUGUUGUUAAGACAUUUAUUUACAUCCUACAAAUGAAGAGCUGGCUUAUCUGCUUCAACAGCAUCCUGACCACAAAGUCCAAACUGAAAACAAUCUGUACAGGUUGUCACUUCAGCUGAAAUCCUUGAGCGAUGAAAGACGGAUUAAUUUACGGGACUUACAAGAACAGUCGAUUUUCACGUUAUAUAAAUAAACAUUGCGGUUUUAAUCCUGACGGAAGACUUUGUUAUAGACAAAACAAGAUGUUUAACAAUUAAUGAUCCAGUUGUUAAAACUAAAUUCAUCUUAAACUCAUAUGUGUUAGUGGCAGCUCAAUAGUCAUUAUAUAUUGUGGACUUAAUAAAUAAACACAUGGCUUAAUUAA
This is a messenger RNA of Syngnathus acus (greater pipefish), 1349 nucleotides long. RefSeq lists its product as uncharacterized. The transcript has 2 exons. The record is from RefSeq and is a predicted model, not a curated record. The coding region runs from base 187 to 909 and encodes 240 amino acids. Gene Ontology annotation, molecular function: metal ion binding. Lineage: Eukaryota; Metazoa; Chordata; Actinopteri; Syngnathiformes; Syngnathidae.